Messenger RNA from Drosophila eugracilis, 1742 nucleotides. RefSeq names its product plasma membrane ascorbate-dependent reductase CYBRD1. The transcript is spliced from 5 exons. Gene Ontology annotation, molecular function: oxidoreductase activity. Lineage: Eukaryota; Metazoa; Arthropoda; Insecta; Diptera; Drosophilidae. Bases 401 to 1414 code for a protein of 337 amino acids. The record is from RefSeq and is a predicted model, not a curated record.
AAUAUUAUUAACACAUUUUAAUUUUUAAAUUCUCGGCAAUGUAUUAUGUGAUCUGCAGCCCUAUUUGUCCCGCUUAUUCCAAAUGAGUAAACCAGACAAAAACAAAGCGGUUUAACAUCUCAAGUUACAGUUUAAAACCCUUUGAUAGUGAAAGUUUGACCUUGUCCUUGUAAUGUUUAUACUUAAUUGAAUACCAACGAAUCUGCUACUUAUUGGUUAAACUAGUUAAUAAUGCUGACGUAGUAAAAUUCGCACAGCAUUCGGUUCUUUUUUCGUGGCCAAAUUAUCUCUUUGUGUUUGUGCGGUUUUGUUUUCGUCUUUUCCGUUAAAGACUAUUUGGAAUUAUUCCAAAUUAAUAAAAGUAUUUGACGACGCAUUUAAAUAAUUUCUUGCACAGACCAUGUCGAAGGACUCGGACGUGGAGCAGGCGACAAAGCCGGAAAGUGGAGUCGUCCAAGUGGAGCCAGCGAUUGCAGAGGAGCCACAGUCCACCACGCCGACGACUGUGUCCACGACAACAACGGUGAUCGCGGUGACCAAUGGCGAAAAGCCAGUAGAAGUGACACCUGCAACACCUGCAACAGCAGAACAAGUGCAACCAGCAACGACCAUUGCUGGCAUUGAAUUGGCCACUCCGACAGCAACAGCAACAUCACCAUCAACAGGCAGUGGAAAGGCCAACAUGGACCCGGCGCUGAUCAACUUUAAGGUGCUCUAUGUGUUGACCCAGCUGUGUGGCCUGACUAUGAUCGUCCUGGUGGGCACCUGGAUUGGUCAGCACUUUGGCGGCCUGGGCGGCACCUCUAAUCCCAAACUGGAGUUCAACUGGCAUCCGCUUUUCAUGACUAUAGGCUUCAUCUACCUGUAUGGCAACUCCAUUCUGAUCUACCGCGGUUUCCGCACCACGCGCAAGAAGACUCUGAAGCUCACCCACGCCGGCAUCCACAUGGCUGCGUUUAUUCUGACGGUGAUUGCACUGAAGACGGUCUUCGAUUCGCACAACUUGGCCAAUCCGCCUAUCCCAAAUAUGUACUCCCUGCACUCUUGGCUUGGUCUCUCCGCGGUGAUCAUCUUCUCGUUGCAGUAUGUGGCCGGGUUUGUGGCCUUCUUGGCGCCUGGUCUGCGGGAGAACUACAGGGUCGCCAUGAUGCCGCUGCACAUUUACUUCGGUUUAUUUGGCUUUGUUCUGGCCAUUGCAAGUGCCGUAAUGGGGCUCACCGAGAAGGCUAUCUUCGCCCUGCAAAAUCCUGCGUAUUCCACCCUGCCGCCGGCUGGUGUCCUGGCCAACGUGAUUGGAGUGCUGUACGUGGUCUUUGGGGCCCUGGUUGUCUACCUAGCCACUGAGCCCUCCUACAAGCGAAAGCCCAUUCCAGAGGAUACGGCCCUGCUAAACUCCAGUUCUGUCAACGAAUAAGGACUCUAUCAAUGCCCCAAACCAGCUGCAAUGCUUACUUAAGCUCAACACUGUGCACAAAACCAAACGAAACCGAAACCUGAUCACACGGAUGGUGCUUUGUUGAUGAUGGAGAUGCGUGUAUUAUCUGUAGCAAGUACAUAACUUAACGACUAUGUAUAAUUCGGAAUUAUUCACAUACGUAUACUUGGAUCACAAGUCGUGCAAAGAUUUCAGCGAGUGCUCAAAUCGUAACGUAUUUAACCUCAUAAUGAACAUUUGCUUUGAACUGUACGAAUACAUCUAUCUUUGUGUGUUAUAUAUGCUUAAAUAAAUAUAUAUUAAUACA